CAUAGGAAAGAAAAAAUUGAUUUUGGAUAAAUUUUAACCAAAAAACUUAUAGACUACAGCUUUAAUGUCAUAUUGUUACAUUAACCAGAAACAAAACUAAACAAGUAUAACACACACUACACUGAUUUGUUUUUUUGGGUGUCACUCCAAGAUUUAAACCAGUGCAUUUAUUCAAUCCGUAUACUUCUGAGGCGCCGUCAGUGGCGCGCGUGCACACCCCUUUUCUAUACGCGCCACUAAACCCUUUGAUCUCCCUCACAGGUCACUUCACGCGUCCAGUUAGCAGCAAUGAGCUAACUGACAGGCUUGUCUCGACGAUUUCUGGUUUAGCUCGAAAGAUGGAAUAUUCAUCUACACAAAGCUGUGUUUCAAUACGUGACUUGAGCCCGAAUAUCACACGUCCGAAUGUGGUCGGGAUUAUUAUUGGAAAGACUGAUGCAAGAGGAUUCCCUGACAGGAAAAAUGUUGGUUCAGAGCGGUUCACUUUCAGCUACACAAUUAAAGACUCUCCAGACCAUUUCAUUAACGUAUCUUCAUGGGGCACUGAAGAAUACAUUCAAGGGCUUUCCAGUCAUAUCAAAAUAGGAGAUUGUGUUGUCAUUGAAAAUCCUCUUGUUGUUACUAAAGAUCCAGAGAGAGAGGACAGAUUCUGCCCUUCAACCCCAAGUUUUUACAGGUUGUUGGUGACAGAAGCUCACUCAGUGAUUAGAAUGUGUACAGAUUUAGACACAGAGAGCAGGCUGCUUUCUCUGUUCCACAUACCAGUAAAGGACUCUGGGGAUUUCUACACACUGGGAGACAUUACUGCAAAUGGACAAAGCCUAGACGGGAACUUUAUUAAUAUUCUUGCGGCUGUGCGAUCUAUUGGAGAGCCAAAGUUCUUCACUACUUCAGAUGGGCGAAAAGGGCAGAAGCUAGAGAUUAAACUGUUUGAUGAAACUUUGUCAUCCUUUCCUUUUAUAUGCUGGGAUCGAGAAACAAUUCAGUUUGUGCAAACCCUGCCGCCAAGAGAGACAGUGCUCUUCAUUGUGGAUGCUCGCAUCAGCUUUGAUACUUUUCGUAACUGUAUGGUGGCAACAGCUAUCUCAAAAACAAUUAUUACUAUAAACCCUGAUACAUUAGAAGCCAAUCAGCUCUUCAGUUACGCCAAAGAAUUAUCAGAAAGUGAACAGCUAGAGGAGCCAGAGAUAGAAAUGAAUGUAAAUGUUCCAUUGGACUCCAUUAGUGAUGUACUGACAGUGAGUCAACUUAAAGCCAGAGUACAAAAAAACUCUGAAGCCUUUUAUGGUGUGAUAUAUGGGUUCAUCACCACUUUAGGAUUAGAUUCCUGCAUUACUAAAGUCAUUCGCAGUAGGUGUGACAGGUGCAAAUUUCGUGUACAUGAGGAAUAUGAGGUAUGCACUAAUACAGCAUGUCCAAGACAUGGACAAGCAGGUGAAGUUAGUGCAGCCUUUGAUCUUCUGGUGGAUGUCAGUGACCACACAGGAACUCUGCAGGGCUGCAACCUGUCAGGCACAGUCGCCGAGAAAACACUGGGAUGCACUUCUAAGGAAUUUGUGUGUCUCUCUGAGUCUAAUCGGACAGCCUUGAAGUGGAGGUUUCUACUGGAAAGAUGCAAAACAUAUAUAAAGGUGUUACCAUCAACAAGAAGCAAAACUGGCAUGAGGACAAGCAUCCUGUCUUGCACCCUUGCUGAUCCAGUGGAAGUAAAGCAAAACAUAUCUGUCUAGAACAGAUGAGUGCCAGUGGAUUCACCAGUUAUUAAUAAUACACACAGGAAUUCUGAUCAAAUAGUGUUACUGUUACAGUAUAAUAAUAAAGUCAGGCAAGCUUAAUAUUUGAUCUGAAACAAAUUGUUCUGAAUUUUUAUUUCUUGUUUGUAUUCUGUUUUCGUAUUUGUUAUACGUAUUUGUUGUUGUUUCUCAACUAGAUAGUUCUAAAAAAAAAAAAAAACCCUAAAGAUGUUUUUUUUUUCUCUAUGCCGGAACUAGUAAAUGCAUUCCGUGUUUCAGUGGGAAUGUGUUCGGAUGGGCAUCACUUGGUUUUUCCAUUCUUGUAAAUAAAGUAUAUUUAAUUGGC
Molecule: messenger RNA, 2079 nt
Organism: Tachysurus fulvidraco (yellow catfish)
Lineage: Eukaryota; Metazoa; Chordata; Actinopteri; Siluriformes; Bagridae
Gene: meiob
Product: meiosis specific with OB-fold
Exons: 14
Coding region: 339-1730 (463 amino acids)
Biological process (GO): resolution of meiotic recombination intermediates
Molecular function (GO): single-stranded DNA binding; single-stranded DNA 3'-5' DNA exonuclease activity
Source: RefSeq, a predicted model, not a curated record